AUGAGAAACCACCCCCCCCCCCCAGCCAUUCGUGAAGGACGCAAACCGGUCAUCUUUCUCCUUCUUCUUAAUUUUCUUGUUGAUUUAUCAGAUCGCAACGUAUUAGCAAACAAAAACAAUGCUGAUCACAAAUUUAACAAAGAAACUGGUUACAAGGAGGAGGCAUCAAAGUGUGACAUUUACAAAGGAAGUUGGAUUUAUGACAAUUCUUCUGAUCCUCUCUAUGGAACAUCGACUUGUCCGUUCAUGGGAUUAGAUUGCCAAAAAUUUGGUCGGCCGGACAAGAAUUACCUCUAUUACCGGUGGCAACCAACCGGAUGCGACAUCCCAAGAUUCGACGGACGAGAUUUCUUAACGAGAUUCAAAGGGAAGAAAAUACUGUUUGUGGGAGAUUCACUGAGCAACAGUAUGUGGGUGUCGCUAAGUUGCAUGCUUCACGCGGCCGUUCCCAACGCUAAUUAUACCUUCAACCCCGACAAGCUCCUCUCUACCUUCACCAUUCCGGAAUAUGGAAUAUCGGUAAAUUAUCUGAAAAAUGGGUUCCUGGUGGAUUUGGUAGCGGACAAAACAAGAGGAUUGGUACUGAAACUAGAUUCGAUCAGUACCGGAAAUCAAUGGUUGGGAUCAGAUGUUUUAAUCUUUAACACCUUCCACUGGUGGACUCACACCGGUCGUUCUCAGACAUGGAACUAUUUCGAAACGGGAGAACAAAUGGAGAAAGAGAUGAAUAGAAUGGAAGCUUUCAAGAUUGCUUUGACAACUUGGGCUAAUUGGGUUGAUCGCAACAUUGAUCCUUCAAAAACUAGGGUUUUCUAUCAAGGCGUCUCUCCCGUUCACUUAAUUGGUAGUGAAUGGGGUAAACCGGGGAAAACUUGCUUGGGAGAGACGGAACCAGUAAACGGACCAGAUUACAGUACCGGAGGAGAGAAUAAGAACGAAGGCGAGGCUAUAGUGAGAAGUGUGAUCGGAGGGAUGGCUAAACCGGUGAGCCUCCUUGACGUGACGGCUAUGACGGAGCUGAGGAAGGACGGUCACCCUUCCAUCUACGCCGGUAGAGGACCUAGCUAUAAUGACUGUAGCCAUUGGUGCCUCCCUGGAGUUCCCGAUGUAUGGAACCAGCUACUCUAUAUCUCUCUUCUCGGCAACGUUUAAAUUAAUGCUUUUGGGAGGGUCAUAUAAAGAAGUAAAACGUUUCUUUUUUUUUGUUGAUCUGAAAAUGAAUAAUUGUCAUGUUUAAAUACCCUAUAUUUAUA
Molecule: messenger RNA, 1253 nt
Organism: Eutrema salsugineum
Lineage: Eukaryota; Viridiplantae; Streptophyta; Magnoliopsida; Brassicales; Brassicaceae
Product: protein trichome birefringence-like 42
Exons: 6
Coding region: 1-1152 (383 amino acids)
Cellular component (GO): Golgi apparatus
Molecular function (GO): O-acetyltransferase activity
Source: RefSeq, a predicted model, not a curated record